This is a messenger RNA of Tachyglossus aculeatus (Australian echidna), 2013 nucleotides long. It is a transcript of the gene TSPAN17, whose product is annotated as tetraspanin 17. Gene Ontology annotation, cellular component: membrane. Gene Ontology annotation, biological process: protein maturation; regulation of vascular endothelial growth factor signaling pathway; protein localization to plasma membrane. NCBI's taxonomy places the organism in Eukaryota, Metazoa, Chordata, Mammalia, Monotremata, Tachyglossidae. The transcript is spliced from 8 exons. The record is from RefSeq and is a predicted model, not a curated record. The coding region runs from base 173 to 985 and encodes 270 amino acids.
CCGUUAUGGGGCGGCUCAGAGCCCGGCCCGGCCACUAAUCAAUCCAUCAAUCGUAUUUAUUGAGCGCCUACUGUGUGCAGAGCACUGGACUAAGCGCUUGGGAAGAAGUCCAAGCUGGCAACAUAGAGAGACGGUCCCUACCCAACAGUGGGCUCCCAGCCAGGCCCCGGCCAUGCCCGGCAAAGCCCAGCAUCUCACCGAGCCCGAGGUCAGCUGCUGCGGGAAGUAUUUCUUGUUCGGCUUCAACAUCGUCUUCUGGCUGCUGGGGGCUGCGUUUCUGGCCAUCGGGCUGUGGGCCUGGGCAGAGAAGGGCGUCCUCUCCAACAUCUCCUCCCUCACAGACCUGGGCGGACUGGACCCCGUAUGGCUCUUCGUGGUGGUCGGUGGAAUCAUGUUUGUGCUGGGCUUUGCUGGUUGCGUCGGGGCCUUGCGUGAGAACACCCUCCUCCUCAAGUUUUUCUCUGUGUUCCUGGGUCUCAUCUUCUUCCUGGAGCUGACCGCUGGGGUCCUAGCCUUUGUCUUCAAGGACUGGAUCAAAGAUCAGCUCAACGUCUUCAUCAACAACAACGUCAAGGCCUACCGCGAUGACAUAGACCUUCAGAACCUGAUUGAUUUUGCUCAGGAAUACUGGUCUUGCUGUGGAGCCCGCGGCCCCAACGACUGGAACCUCAACAUCUACUUCAACUGCACGGAUUCGAACCCCAGCCGGGAGCGCUGCGGGGUGCCCUUCUCCUGCUGUGUCCAGGACCCCGCGGAGGAUGUCCCUAACACACAGUGCGGCUACGGGGUCCGGCUCAAACAGGAGCUGGAACAGCAGAGCUUCAUCUACACCAAAGGUUGCGUGGGCCAGUUUGAGAAGUGGCUGCAGGACAACUUGGUCUUGGUGGCCGGGGUCUUCUUGGGAGUUGCCCUUCUGCAGAUCUUUGGCAUCUGCCUGGCCCAGAACCUGGUGAGCGACAUCAAGGCAGUGAAGGCCAACUGGUGACCAUCCCAGCCGGUCUCUGUGAGGACCACCGCGGGCCAUCAGAGCCGCCGCCCCCUCACCUGCACGGUGCCCGCCCGCUCCCGGCCCGAGCUGGCUCCCCUCGACGAGGGGACACCUUCGGGAUCACGUCAUGCCCGGCCGGGUGGCCCUGGACGGAGCCUGGGGUUUAAGGGAUUUCUACGGGAGACUGCUGGGCAUGGAACUGUUCCCCUCGGGGCAAGAUGUGGCUGGUUUAGGGGGUCUUGUGUGGCUCCCUCCAUGAUGCCACAGGAAGUGGGUAUCCGGGGGGGCAGGUUGCCAUGGGAACCGUGACCUGGUGCAGGUGGAGUCUGGAGCAUGCAUCCUUCCUGGGCCCCCAUGGCAUCGAAGAGGCUCACCAGUCUGAAGUGCCCCCCUGCCAGGGCGAGGGUCUGUCCCCAACUUGGAAAGACCCCAAUAAACUGUGCCCCCCAUCCCCACCCCGCCGCCGACAUCCUGCUUUGUGCCCCGCGGGGGCAAGGGGAGCGAGACAGGCAGCCCCCGAGGGUGUCUGGGAGGGGGCAGCAUGCCCAGGGGUCUCCCCUCACCCGCUCCGGUCUCACUUUCAGGGCGGGAAUGUGCAGAGCACUGUACUGAGCACUUGGGAAAGUACAGUAUAACAGGCGCAUUCCCUGCCCACAACAAGCUUACAGUCUAGAUUUCCUCCCAGGCUGUGAGGCUGUUUUGCGGGGGGGCCUGGGUUUUGGCACCAAGGUGGGCACGCUCACAUUUGUGAGGGCCUCCUUGCUGUGCUAGCAGUAGUGUGUGCACUUAGUGAGCACUUAGUGUGUGCAGAGCACUGUACUAAGCACUUGGGAGAAUCGAUUAAAACAAUAUUUUAACAUCAAACAUUCCCUGCCCCCAACGAGCUUACAGUCUAGAGGGGAGACCGAGAGUACACAGCAGUGGCUUUUAUCCCUCAUUUGCAUGAAGCCUUAACGUGAAUCUCAGGGCCUCUGUUUCCUCAUCUGUAUAAUGGGGAUAGCACAGUGCUGUGUACACAGUAAGCA